AUGGCUCCGACAGAGCAGGAUCCCCUCCUGCUGCUCCGGCAAGCCAUCGCGGCAGGAAGCCCUGUCGUGCCAACUGCGUCCGACAGCGAGGUCAACCUCGCGCAAGCCACACAUUUGACAUUUUCAGUACCGUCAAGGAUAUCGCUGCCCAUAGACACACCCACGCGAUUCACCUCCAAUGACCAGCCCGUCGACCUGCGCAGUAUAUACUUUGCUUGGCUGAAGCGCGAAGUCGCCAUCCCCGAGUACAAUGCGUCUGCGUCGCAACUGAACGACGAGCUCACAAGCGGGCAGGUCCGCAAGUUUGCCUUUGUCGAGCGGCUCGACCUCAUCACAUGGCUGGAAGGCGCGAGUGAGGAGUCCGAGUACAUCAAACCAUUAGCGGGAGAUAGGGAUGGCGCCGCGUCGACGGCCGCUGCGGCGCUUGCUUCCAAGGGUGCUGCUGCGCCGGCCAUUGGCGCGACAGUAGGGCGGUCAGGCAAGGGGACGUUGGAUCCGAGGCUGGCAGUGAUAUACAACAGCGAGCGCAAGCUCGGUGACCGCAACAGUGUUCUCAGGGGCAUAAAACCCACAGACUUCUCCCACGUGCGCAAGCUCGCUGCGCCGCUCGUCUCCAAGAAGCCGUCGCAACCAACCACCACAAACAUUUCCUCGAAUCCCACCCUUGCGACACACUCGAAGCCCAAGCGGCCCGACCCCAUCAUCUUGCUCUCACCAUCCGCCUCCUCGCUGCUGCGCAUGUCAAAUAUCAAGUCGUUCCUCGAGGGUGGACAGUACAUCCCGCCAGACUCGGAAGCCGCGAGCUACACGGGCGCCAGUAUGCUGCACAUCAACAGGCUGAUGAAGGACAUUGAUCCCAACCGGCCGAUGCGCUUCAUCCUGGUCGAGGGCCCCGAGCAGUUCAAGCCCGAGUACUGGACGCGCGUGGUUGCCAUCUUCACGACGGGCCAGAGCUGGCAGUUCAAGAGCUACAAGUGGAGCAACCCGCAGGAGCUGUUCCGCCAUAUCCCGGGCAUAUACCUCGGCUGGCGCGGCGAGCAGCCGCCUGAGAACGUCAAGUCGUGGGGUCACCGGGUGAUGACGAUCGGCAUCGACAGGUGGAAGGGCACAACCACCGGACCGGACCCGAGCCGGUGGCGAGACCGCGAGAUUGUCGAGGACGUGUGGAAGGCCAUUGAGGGCAACAUGCGCAGUAAGGGCUGGAGGCGAGACCAGGCGCCGGCGUCGAUAUGA
This is a messenger RNA of Microdochium trichocladiopsis, 1233 nucleotides long. RefSeq names its product Cdc73 family RNA pol II accessory factor. The coding region runs from base 1 to 1233 and encodes 410 amino acids. Gene Ontology annotation, biological process: transcription elongation by RNA polymerase II; positive regulation of transcription elongation by RNA polymerase II. Gene Ontology annotation, cellular component: Cdc73/Paf1 complex. Gene Ontology annotation, molecular function: RNA polymerase II complex binding. The record is from RefSeq and is a predicted model, not a curated record. The transcript has 2 exons. NCBI's taxonomy places the organism in Eukaryota, Fungi, Ascomycota, Sordariomycetes, Xylariales, Microdochiaceae.